Messenger RNA from Prorocentrum cordatum, 753 nucleotides. Lineage: Eukaryota; Dinophyceae; Prorocentrales; Prorocentraceae. The record is from the annotation of a GenBank genome assembly.
GCCUACUCCAACGAGCGGGAGGUCGGCGCCGCCAUCCGCGACAGCGGUGUGCCGAGGGAGGACGUCUUCCUGGCCACGAAGAUCUCCGACCCCGCCGAGUUCGGGCAGCUGGAGCGGCGCUUCGAGGCCCAGCUCGCCGACCUCGGCACCGACUACCUCGACCUGUACAUGCUGCACUCGCCCGGGGGCCGCGAGGCGAACGAGGCCGCCUGGCGCGGCAUGGAGCGGCUGCACGACAGGGGGGCGGUGCGCUCCCUGGGGGUGUCGAACUUUGGGGCCGCUGAACUCCUGGAGCUCCUGUCUUUCGCGCGGGUGAAGCCGGUGUACUUGCAGAACAAGUUCAGCGUCUACAGCCCAGGAGAGCAGCAGGUCGGCGACGUGGCGAUCUUGGCCCUGGCGCGGGAGCACGGCAUCCAGGUGAUGGGCUACAGCGUCAUAAACCCGUGGCCGCUGAUGCUGCCCCCGAUGGAGGACCCCCACGUCCAGGCCGUGGCCGCACGGUGCGGCCGGUCUCCCGCGCAGGUGCUGCACAGGUGGGCGCUGCAGCUCGGGGUGGCAGUUAUUCCGAAGUCUGGCACCCCCGCACGGAUCGCUGAGAACUUGCGCGUGGCCGACUUUGACCUCUCAGAGCUGGACAUGCGGCUUCUCAGUGGCCUCGUUGUUCUGAGCGAGAGCAUGGAGGGAAAGCUGUCGCCUCCGUGGGCUGAUGACGUUUACGGCUUUGGCGCUCAGCUUGGCACCGCUGCUGUGUGA